Messenger RNA from Staurois parvus, 1961 nucleotides. The record is from the annotation of a GenBank genome assembly. Lineage: Eukaryota; Metazoa; Chordata; Amphibia; Anura; Ranidae.
AUGGCGGCCACUCAGCGGGUGCGGGCCGUGCUGGAUGUGGCCCUGCGGGUCCCUCCUGUCUUCAUCAUUGACGCCAUAUUAAACUCGGCCCAUGAUGCGUCCGCAGGCUACCUGGCUGUGCUGGGCCAGCUCCUCCUCACUCUGCUGGGUAUCCUGGCAUCCACCGUUGUGCUGGUAUUAUCACGUAGAGCGCUUUUCAAAUUUUACACCAUCAGCAUGGCCCUCGUGAUUGCUGCAACUUCAGUGUUGGUUAAUUAUUAUACCAUUUUGCACAUGAACUCCAACUCUGCUUAUAAACUGGAAGUCCUUCCCGCCAGCGGACCAUCGCUAUGGAUGCCACUAAUUGUCUUACAACUCAUAUUUGGUAUUGGUUUCGUGACAUUGCUGGAGAUCCAGUCCACCUACUCCCAGCUCAUCAUAGUGGAUCUUAUAAUCCCCACUGUUGGGUUUGUUCUAGAACUUCCAGCUGACGUUCAAGAGACCUUAGUUAUUAUUUCUGGCCUUGUGCUUGCCGUUUAUACUACAGUAUGCCUGUUGCUCAGGUUUAAGUGGUUCUAUUAUUCCACAAAAUACACAGUGCUCCUGCUCAAACAUAUGUACCAGGUUUAUGGAAUACAGGUGAUGAUUGAAGAUGCCUGGAAGAAGAUUCAUUUUCCUGAUGUGCUUAGAGUGUUCUGGCUGACCAGGUUGGCCACCCAAGCUGUAUUCUUAAUGUACAUGGUGAAAGUGUCAAGCGCCAACGCUGGAGAGGCAUCUUACCUUUUACCUUGGAGUGACUUUUGGGAACUUGUCUGCAACCUCAUCAUCAGUGGUUGCGAUUCCACCUUAACCGUUUUGGGUAUGAGUGCGGUGAUUUCAUCUAUAGCACACUAUCUGGGACUAGGAAUACUCGCCUUUAUUGGCUCUACUGAAGAAGAGGACAAACGUCUGGGUUUUGUAGCUCCCGUAUUGUUUUUUAUACUGGCCCUGCAAACCGGCCUUAGUGGCUUACAGCCCGAAGAAAGACUCAUACGCCUUUGUCGAAACAUGUGCCUUUUGUUGACAGCCAUUUUGCAUUUUAUCCAUGGAAUGACCGACCCAGUGUUAAUGUCACUCAGUGCCUCCCAUGUGUCUUCUUUUCGUAGGCAUUUCCCAGUGCUCCUGGUUUCGGCCUUCCUAUUUGUGCUUCCAGUCCUGCUCAGCUGCGUCUUGUGGCACUUUUAUGCCCUGAACACCUGGCUGUUUGCUGUGACGGCCUUCUGUGUCGAACUUUGUUUGAAAGUAAUUGUUUCUCUGACUGUGUACACGCUGUUUAUGAUAGACGGCCACUACAGUGUAGUGUGGGAGAAGCUGGACGACUACGUUUACUACGUGCGCUCAACUGGCAGUAUCAUAGAGUUUAUUUUCGGAGUCAUUAUGUUUGGCAAUGGCGCCUACACAAUGAUGUUUGAGUCCGGAAGCAAGAUCCGAGCCUGCAUGAUGUGUCUUCAUGCCUACUUCAAUAUAUACCUUCAAGCAAAGAACGGGUGGAAGACGUUUGUCAACCGCAGGACUGCUGUCAAGAAGAUCAACUCGCUUCCUGAAGUGAAGGUUUCUGAAACAAAUGAAAUAGACGACGUUGCGCAAUCUGUUAUCAGGAGUUCCGCACGUCUGCCCGUGUUACACCAUGUCAUCAUUAUUUUCAUGCACUUUGCCUCCGUAAGUGGUUGUACAUUCAAGAUACCUGCCCAAUGUGCCAUCAGAAAGUAUAUAUUGACGAUGAGCCAAAAGAGAGCUCAACCUUUUCGAACAACAAUGGAAACAUUGCCCCAAAUGAGGAACCCGUUCCAGAUGUUGGAGAUGGGGAGCUAGAGCAGGAGCUCAAUGACCAUGAUCUUAGCGAUGAUGAUGAUGACGUGGAAGAGGAAUGGACAGCCGAACAGCACCAUUCAGCCACUGAUGAAGAAGAAUUUAUCAAUGACAUUCACACUUUGGGGGACUAA